Molecule: messenger RNA, 1794 nt
Organism: Myxocyprinus asiaticus (Chinese sucker)
Lineage: Eukaryota; Metazoa; Chordata; Actinopteri; Cypriniformes; Catostomidae
Product: homeobox protein Hox-C11a
Exons: 2
Coding region: 8-1072 (354 amino acids)
Biological process (GO): anatomical structure development; regulation of transcription by RNA polymerase II
Cellular component (GO): nucleus
Molecular function (GO): RNA polymerase II cis-regulatory region sequence-specific DNA binding; DNA-binding transcription factor activity, RNA polymerase II-specific
Source: RefSeq, a predicted model, not a curated record
UUGAUAUAUGACAAUAUCUACUUUCGAUCACGUGUUGCGGGGCGACUUAGACGGAUUGCGCGUCAUCUCGCCUUCCCUAAUUUUCUCCUUCUGCAGCUCGAAUCCAAAACAUCAUAUCUGUAGUACGGACUACAGGGGAAAGAUGUUUAACUCGGUAAAUCUGGGCAACUUCUGCUCCCAGACGCGUAAAGACCGGACAUCCGAGUUUGGGGACAGGACGGGCUGUGCCUCCAACAUCUACCUCCCCAGCUGCACCUACUACGUUCCAGAAUUUUCCGCCGUCUCUUCGUUCCUUCCACAGGGCCCCUCGCGGCAAAUCACGUACCCCUAUUCCACAAAUCUAUCUCAAGUUCAACCGGUGCGAGAUGUUUCUUAUGGUCUGGACCCAUCCAGCAAGUGGCACCACAGAACCAACUAUGCCUCUUGCUACUCAGGAGAAGACCUGGUGCAUAGAGACUGUCUUCCGCCUUCCACCAUGACAGAAAUGCUCAUGAAAAACGAGAGUGUGUACAGCCACCACCACCACCACCAGCAUCAUCAUCCGAACUCUAACCACCCCUCUACCGGUUUCUACGCCGGCGUAGGGAAAAAUAACGUUCUUCCUCAAGGUUUUGAACGCUUUUUUGAAACAGCUUAUUGUAGCACGGACAAUCAGUCAGAUCAUUGUUUACAAAAGAGCGAGAUUAACAAAUUAGAGACUUCGUCCCAGCAACCCGCAGAUGUUUCGGCAGGGCAGGAGCCGGAAAAGGACCCAGAGGAUGACGAGGAACAUACAAAUUCGGGAUCAUGUACUUCAGCAACUACAAAGGACGGGAACGCAAGCAAGAGCAGCCACUCGAGUACCCCGCGCACAAGAAAGAAGAGGUGUCCAUACUCCAAGUUUCAGAUUCGAGAACUGGAGCGAGAAUUUUUCUUUAACGUUUACAUCAACAAGGAGAAACGGCUGCAGCUGUCCAGAAUGUUAAACCUUACUGACAGACAAGUCAAAAUAUGGUUUCAGAAUCGUAGAAUGAAAGAAAAGAAAUUAAGCAGAGAUCGCUUGCAGUAUUUCUCCGGGAAUCCGUUGCUGUAAUUGUUGAAAUUGUUCCUUUUAUUUUAUAUUUCAGGAAAAGAAAAAAAAAAAGAAAAAUACAUAUGUAUAAUAUAUUCUCAACAAUUGAAUUAAACCAUUAUAAUAGGGUUUUAUAAAGGCCAUCAACAGCUCUCAAGUGUAUUAAGCAUUUUUAACUAUUGGAAAUAGGAAAGAAAUGAUGGAGGGUUAGGAAAAUGAGGCAGAGAAAAAAGUGUCCAAAUAAACUGGCAUUUCUAGUUUGUGAUUCACAAACUGCAGUUACAUUUUUUAUGUGCAUGUCACGUCUUUUACGUAAAAUGUUCAAAAUCCUUACUUUAAAAAUGGUCACAAAAUAGCUUACUAUAACAUACUUUUCUGGUUGUAUAUAUGUACAUUAAAACACACACACACACUUGACUCGAACCUGGAGGUGUCAUACAUUAUUAUGUUUUUACCAUUUAGAACUGUGACUUGUACAAUCUGUAAUAAUGUAUCCUUGUACAGAAAUCAUGCAAUGUGCAUUCGUGACUGUAAAUAUAAUUUUAUUUUGAGUAUUCUCACCCUAUCCCUGCUGCUAUUUUUCUUUACAUUGCCUUUGUAACCUUGUGAGCUUUGUUGUUCGUUUCUUUAAAUUAUUUGCUGUAUUGCUGUACGCCCGAACUUCUCCUGUUUUGCUGAGGUGAAGCUCAUUGAUCAGAUUUGGCCUGUGUACUACACGUAUUAAUCAAAAAUAAACACAGAUA